Magallana angulata is the source of this 2344-nucleotide messenger RNA. RefSeq lists its product as uncharacterized. Gene Ontology annotation, molecular function: ligand-gated sodium channel activity. The transcript has 7 exons. Gene Ontology annotation, cellular component: membrane. The record is from RefSeq and is a predicted model, not a curated record. NCBI's taxonomy places the organism in Eukaryota, Metazoa, Mollusca, Bivalvia, Ostreida, Ostreidae. Gene Ontology annotation, biological process: sodium ion transmembrane transport. The coding region runs from base 326 to 2344 and encodes 672 amino acids.
AUUGUCUGCUUCCUUAAGUCGAUACAGACUUAUUGAAGAAAUAUAUACGGAGCCUGAAACAUUUAACCAGGACCGAAUCCGUGAAUUUUCAGCUGAGAACAUCUCUCUCGCUGAUCUGUAUUUAGAAUCUGCACACAGAAAGGAAGACUUUAUUUUCAGAAGUGUGUGGAAAGGCCACCCUAUAGCAGACUCCGAUAUACACGAGCUGGUGACAGACCACGGAGUCUGUUAUACCUUCAAAAACAGGGGCCUAGAUGGAUUCGUCAAAUCUCCGGGUGUUGAAAAUGGAUUGCGUUUGACGUUGAACAUUGAACAGUAUGAAUACAUGCCUGGCCCCCAUGAUGCCGCCGGAAUCAAGAUGCUGCUCCACGACAGAGAUGAAAUCCCUCGUGUUCACAACCUCGGGCAAGCUAUGCCCCCGGGUGCCCAUGUGUUUGUGGGCGUCAAGAUAGUAGAGGUAACAAACCUCCCCCUACCCCACGGAAGCUGUCUGGACAAGACCUUGGAGUACUCGGACGUGUACACGACCGAGGCCUGUCAGCUAGACUGUCUAACCAGGAGGGCGGGGCAAAUCUGUGGCUGUCGAUCUUUAUUCAUGCCUCACAAAAAUGAAUCCUUUCCAGCGGAAUCAGCCAAUCUUUGCGAUUGUCCUGUACCCUGUUAUUUCAGACUCUACGAAACAGACAUUUCGUAUGCAAGUACAUCGGCGUACACACUAAACAAACUAUUAAGUGAAGAUGAUAAAAACAAUUUAACCGAAAAGUUGUUGAAAGCCUCAGAAGUCACGUCUCGAUACGAGCUCAACAAGUUUUCAAAAAUUCAGAAACUGAAUGAUCGUUUGAAACGUAACAUGAACGAAUUAAGAGAGAAAGUUACAGUCAAUUUAAAAGAGACCGUCAGUAGUGCAAUAGUGGCUGUAAACGAUAGGUACCAAGAAAUCGAGGAGCAUUACAACUGGAAAGAAUACCUGUACAGAUAUCAAGCGUACAUCAUGGAGAAAAAUUUUAUGCGUCCAAGAGAUGCCUAUGAGGAGGCCACAUUUCAUAAUGUGGCUUUGGGCUAUGCUGAAUACAUAAUGAAAAUAGAAAGUAGAAUCCGCAGACUUGUCCAUGGCAACAUGGUCGACGCUUCGUCAAGACAGGUUCUUUUUGAUGAUACCUUAGACCUACUUAGUAGUAGACGAAAGAUAGUAGAAACUGCUUUGGUGAAUUUCACAACAUUAAUAGAAGCAUACGAUACUGGUAUACCGAUUUUCAAUUACAAGUUUUUUAGUACUCCAAGAUCACAUAACAUACCUGCGGCUCCUAAGCCGCUUAUUAAGGAAUCGAGAGUUCAUAAUUCUUACGCUGAAAAGUAUGGAAAACGUUUUGGCACGUACCUUAAUCGGACAAUUAACAUUCUCAAUUUUUGCCAAAUUGUGGUCGACGAGGCUUUUUACAACAAAACCCUAGACGAAGGGAACAUGACUGAAUGUCUUGAGACUUUCCGUUAUCUAAUGCGGAACUGGGUGUUUGCUAGAAGCGUAUUCUACUUCGAAACAAUAGACUGGCCACUGAAACAAAUCGAAGAAAGGCUAAAAACAUUUGACAUACUGUGGUACGAAUUAAAAACAGUUUAUGAGAAUCUCGACUUAAGUUUAGCCUCCUUAAAAUCAGAAAUAGAGGUGUUUGAAAAGAGUACAUUUGUCGAGAUGGAAGACAUCCAUGAUGCCAUCGAAGGAUACCUGAAUGAUACUGUUACGAAAGCAAAUGUCUCGGACAUUUUCACCUCAACUAACUUUCGACACUUAACUACAAGCUUCGAUCAGUUUUUCCAGCACGUCCGUUCCAAGGAAUUGUCGGUAUCUGACUGGAUACAGCAGUUGGCCAAAGACGCUUUCGAAAUUUUAAAAGUUAUUGUUAAUGAUGUAGACUCAUGGGAAUAUUAUAAUUUCACCGGGAAGACGCAUUAUUUAGGCAAUAUCUCAGAAAUUGAACAAAAUUUAGGAGAAGACUAUACUUUUGUAGCCGAGUUAAUGCACUUUUCUGUUUAUAUAAAUGGAAUUGAUUCGAAUAUCUUAUCAACUUAUAAUGACAUAGUGCAAGAAAUGACAGAAUAUAAAGAGUCCCUGAAAAUCGACAGCAGUUUUAUAAAGGAUAAUUUUUUGAACGUUGACAUUUUCUAUCGUCAAAUGAGCUAUGAAGAAAUCAACCAACAAAAAGCGUAUGAAAUGUUUUCCCUCUGGUGUGACAUAGGAGGAACAAUGGGUCUUUUCUUGGGAGCUAGUUUUUUGUCUGUUGUAGAAAUUGUGGAUUUUUUUUUUACUCAUUUAACGUUUGCGAAAACCCCCGAAGAAGACCAAUAA